This is a messenger RNA of Drosophila gunungcola (fruit fly), 1740 nucleotides long. RefSeq names its product battenin (gene Cln3). Lineage: Eukaryota; Metazoa; Arthropoda; Insecta; Diptera; Drosophilidae. Gene Ontology annotation, biological process: regulation of intracellular pH; lysosome organization. Gene Ontology annotation, cellular component: lysosome; membrane. The transcript is spliced from 6 exons. The record is from RefSeq and is a predicted model, not a curated record. The coding region runs from base 160 to 1428 and encodes 422 amino acids.
UCUCGUUCCGUUGGGAGGGUUCGCACAGGUUCAGUCACUCAUUGGCCGCCUCGAAGCGCGAACCUCGUCGUUGCCGUUUUUAACAAUAUCAAUAUCAGUUCUCGAAUCAUUUAAAACCUAAUAGCCGGAAAAUAGUGGCAGGAAUUUGGCCGGGUCAAAAUGACGGCGAGCAAGCAGCAAGAGGCCGAGGCCGAACAUGAUCCCCAAGUGGUGGUUACCCCCGUGGAUGCCUCUCACAGUUCUCGCAAAGAUCGGGGACUAUGGAGGGAUCUGACUUCCUACUGGAUCCUAGGUUUGUGCAACAACUACGGCUAUGUGGUGAUGUUGAGUGCUGCCCACGAUAUCAUCAAACAGUUUAAUCCGAGUGAUGAGUCUGUAGAAAGCUCUUCUGGUCGCAAUUGUCAUUUGGUAUCAACAGGCGCUAUUUUGCUGGCCGAUGUGCUACCCUCUUUGUUUGUCAAGAUGCUGAUGCCCUUCUGUCCUUUCUGGGUCAAUUUCCGAAUAGCCAUCGCAGUGGCCUUUUCGGCAGCUGGUUUUCUCCUGGUUGGAUUUGCCAAUGCCGAAUGGAUGGCCCUGUUGGGAGUGAUCAUCACUUCAGCUAGCAGUGGAAUUGGAGAGACCACCUUUCUAGCCUAUUCCUCGCGAUACAACAAGAAUGUGAUAUCCACUUGGUCAUCCGGAACUGGUGGUGCCGGAGUUAUUGGUUCCUUAAGCUAUGCCAGCUUGAGGUCCUUAGACUUCAGUCCUAGAGACACCAUGCUGGUUAUGCUGAUCUUUCCGGUGAUCGAGGCCAUCGCCUUUUGGCUACUGCUUCGUCGUCCACAGGUUGAUAUUCUACCAGUUACCACGGUUGAGUCCACUGAGGUCCUGAUCACUGAUGAGAAACCGCUGGUCGGUUUCAAGGAGAAGUUCUUCUAUAUCAAGCACCUCAUCAAGUAUAUGUUGCCACUUUGCUUGGUGUAUUUCUUCGAGUACUUCAUCAAUCAGGGCUUGUUCGAGCUGGUCUACUUUGAGGACAUUUUCCUGGACAAGGACUCGCAGUACCGCUGGCUGAAUGUGGACUAUCAAAUCGGGGUCUUCAUCUCGCGCUCCUCGGUCAACCUCUUCCAGCUGGACAAGAUCUGGCUGAUGUCCGUCUUCCAGUUCGUCAAUGUGGUCUACUUCCUCACCGAGGUCAUCUGGUGGUACACGCCCAGCAUCUGGAUCGUGUUCGCCAUCGUCCUGUGGGAGGGUCUCCUGGGCGGCGGUGCCUACGUGAACACCUUCUACCGCAUGUCCAAGGAGAUCUCGCCUGAGCGCCAGCAGUUCGCCAUGGCCAUGGUGGUCCAGUCGGACUCCUACGGCAUCGCCCUGGCCGGAUUCCUGGCCAUUCCCGUCCACAACGCCAUCUGCGGUCUUCCGGCGGCGAUGCGCAGCCUUGUCUGGUGAUCGGGAACGAGGAACGAGGAUCAGGAACAGGAUCAGGAUCAGAUUAUGCCUUUACUGUGUGCGAGUGUAGCUAAUUAAGUCUAAGUGUAUGUCUGUGCGUGUCCCGAUAGUAUUUAUUUCUGGAUCACUGGACUCCCGGGAACUAGAUAGAUGGUUAUAUAGUUAGUAUGCUUCUGUUCGACUACUCUCUAAGAUUUAGUUUGAUAAACAGCAAAAGCAAAUACUGUUUGCAUUAGAGUACUUAUUUGUUUCGUUGUAACGAUUAUUCUUAAUUAUUAUUAUAAAAUUAAAUAAAAUGUUUGCUAGUUUUCA